AUGGCCGACCUGACCCCGCACGGCCCCGGCCGCUGGGGCUCCCUCAGGCUCGGCCAGCGGCGUCCAGGCGGCUCCUCAGGGCCUGCGCUGGCUCUGGGAAGAUUGGAUAUGAACGCCCUGAGGUCCCGGAGGGCCCAGGAGCGAGCAGCCAUCAUAAUGCAAUAUGAGCAGGGACGCCGAGGAGCGGCACUGGUGCAGCCUGAAGAAGAGGACGAUGAGGGCGGCUGCCUCGUCCCAGACAGGCUUGGGUUCCUGCAUGAGCAGAAGUUGCCCCAGGACAGCAUCCCGGGGGCCAAGCGUACACAGGUGCGCAGGACCCAGAAAUGGGUGAAGAUGAUCAAAAACUAUAGUAAAUACCACGGCAGCAAGAAGUUUCAGCGCAGAAUCUAUAAGGGCAUCCCUGCCCAGGUGCGUGGAAAGGUGUGGGCUGUGCUGCUGGAGGUGGACAGGAAGAAGGCCCAGAAUCCAGGAACAUAUGAGGAGGUGGGCUACAGCCAGGGCCUGAGCCAUGUGGUGGCGCUGCUCCUCAUGUACAUGCCCGAGGAGGACUCUUUCUGGGCCCUGGUCCAGCUCAUGCAAAACAGGAAGCACGCGAUGCACGGUUUCUACAAACCGAACUCCCCAAAACUGGAGCGAUUCCAGCACCACCUGGGAGACACCGUGCAUCGCGUGCUCCCCUCCCUGGAGAAACACCUGGAGAAGGAGGGUGUGUGCCUGGAGGACUCCACCGCCCACUGGUACCUCCAGUGCUUCCUGGAGGGGGUGCCGUUCCCCCUGGCUCUGCGGAUGUGGGACGUUUACAUCUUUGAGGGCGAGCACGUGCUCACCUGCAUGGCUUACACGGCCCUCAAGAUCCAUCGCAAGCGCCUGCUGAAGAUGCCCCGGGACCACCUCCGGGAGUUCCUGCAGGUGACCCUGAAGCAGGCCUGGUCACUGAGCGAGGACGCAGUCAUCAGGCAGCUGCGGGCCUCCAUGCGUGAGCUGGGGAAGCACCAGUGCCUCCUGCCUCCCGAAGCCAAGGCCAUCGAACGGUGCGGCAGGCCCCUGGGGCGGGCACACGUGCCCCAGAAGCACCUUCCUGCCCCCACUGCUCCGAAGCCCAAUAUGGCCAUUCAGGACACAGCGGCAGUGUGGGAGCAGACCAGGGGUCCCCCUGCCUGUGCGGUGCCGAUUCAUCCUCCAGAAAGCUUUGGCCUCCGCAUCGCCGUGAGGGAAGGCAGCCCAGAGCCCCUCGGCCUGGGCUCCCCUGUGGGGACCGCAGAGUCUCCAUCUGUGGGCAGCCCCACGGAGAGCUCGUGGGGGAGGGGAGGCCUGUGCCAGUGCGCCAGUCUCCCUAACCUGAGCGGGCCAGGGCCCAGGGAGGACGACUCCUCCGAUGAUGGCAGCCGGGAGGGCCUGUGGAUGUGGGCUCCUCCACAGGCCUUGGAGCCCCCGGAACCAGGGCCCAUGCAGGCCGUCCCAGCCUGGGGGCCACGGCUGAAGACUGCCCCCUACCGGCAUGGCAGCCCCACACAGUCUGGGGACAGUCAUGGGCUGGAGCCAGCCAGAGCCAGCCCUGGGCUGGGAGACCAGGCCUGCGUACCCUCCCUGGCCCGACGCCGACGCCUCCUUGCCUCCUACUCCAUGGGGCACCUGGAUGAUGGGUGCCUCCUACAAGAAAGGCCAAGCGCACAAUGCGUCCUGCCCAGGCUGGGCAACAGCCUUCCGUGCGUCUACACGGCAUCCUAUAUACUUGAUUGA
Lepus europaeus (European hare) is the source of this 1740-nucleotide messenger RNA. RefSeq names its product USP6 N-terminal-like protein. The coding region runs from base 1 to 1740 and encodes 579 amino acids. NCBI's taxonomy places the organism in Eukaryota, Metazoa, Chordata, Mammalia, Lagomorpha, Leporidae. The transcript is spliced from 12 exons. The record is from RefSeq and is a predicted model, not a curated record.